AUGACUGUUCAUGUGAAGGUUCACACAAUUGGAGUAGGCCGCUGUAGAGCCUUUGACAACAGGCUCUACAACUUCACCGGAAAAGGUGAUCAAGAUCCUUCUCUGAAUGCAACCUAUGCACAAUUUUUGAAGCCAAAUGCACAGACCUGUGCUCUUCUAAUGACACAGCAACAGUGGAAAUGGUUCCAGGGAGCUCUUAAAAAUUUGAUCAUGACUACUAUUCUAUCCUCAAGCAACACAGGUGCAAUCAGACAUGCAGCCCUCUUAACAAACAAGGAUCCGAACAAAAUCGUCCACGAGUUGGAUGACAAUAAGUUCUUGAGGGAGUUUGCUAAAUCGAUGAAGAGGAUGGGGGCCUUUGAGGUCGUUACAGGAAUGGUUUGGUGA
Messenger RNA from Argentina anserina (silverweed cinquefoil), 387 nucleotides. Its product is annotated as peroxidase 56-like. The coding region runs from base 1 to 387 and encodes 128 amino acids. The transcript has 2 exons. Gene Ontology annotation, cellular component: plant-type cell wall; plasmodesma. Gene Ontology annotation, molecular function: heme binding; peroxidase activity. The record is from RefSeq and is a predicted model, not a curated record. NCBI's taxonomy places the organism in Eukaryota, Viridiplantae, Streptophyta, Magnoliopsida, Rosales, Rosaceae. Gene Ontology annotation, biological process: response to oxidative stress.